Messenger RNA from Mytilus californianus (California mussel), 2064 nucleotides. Its product is annotated as baculoviral IAP repeat-containing protein 7-A-like. Gene Ontology annotation, biological process: positive regulation of protein ubiquitination; regulation of cell cycle; negative regulation of apoptotic process. Lineage: Eukaryota; Metazoa; Mollusca; Bivalvia; Mytilida; Mytilidae. Gene Ontology annotation, cellular component: nucleus; cytoplasm. The record is from RefSeq and is a predicted model, not a curated record. Gene Ontology annotation, molecular function: ubiquitin protein ligase activity; cysteine-type endopeptidase inhibitor activity involved in apoptotic process. Bases 145 to 1893 code for a protein of 582 amino acids. The transcript has 9 exons.
GUAAAUAUUUCCUUUAGAUUUGGCUAUCACAUCGACAGUUUCAUAACAAACUACAAGUAUUUAAGGAAGACAUUUCUAGAUAUACAACACAAGUCUUAACCAACUGAAUUUGCACAGAACUUAGCAAGAAUAACAUUUCCAGAUAUGACGGUUUAUUCCAAGCUAAUGGCUUCUGAUGAAUAUUUUAACACUUUCAAUAGCGAAGAUUACUCAUGUGAUCCGAAAUGUGAUCGUCUUUUAGGAGCUGAGGUUAACUGUUCGUUAAGGAACAACGAAUCAGCUUGCAGAAGAAAUCAAAAUUCUCAAUUAGAACUGUCUUUUAGAAAUAUUACAUGUUUGUCAAACCAAAAAAAUCUAAAAUUUAUUCCAGGAGAAGAGUUUAAAAAUUUACAUUCAGUAAAAUAUUGUAAAAGGAGGAUUUAUCGAGUUGUUCAUCCGAGGGAACAAUUGCAGAUUUGUUUUCCUUUUGGAACUCAUCCAGAGCGUUCUAUCUCCUUUGACAAAUGGCCUUCAUCGGACUGGUGGCCAAACGAACUUAUAAACGCCGGUUUUUUUUCGUUGGGUGAUGGCUUGAAACUGCAGUGUCAUUCUUGUGGAAUUCGUACAGAUUUGCGAGAAUGGAGCACAACAGAUAGAGCCCUAGAUAAGCACGCAUCACUUAAUCCAGAAUGUGAAUUCCUAAACAGUUUUGGUUACUUUAACUCUCUAACAACAUGUACACACGGUACAAAAAAUGUGAAGCAAGAGAAUGCCAGAGACGAUGUCACCGAUUCGCUUCGUUUCUCAAAGGAUUUAAAAAUUUUGAACGAAGUACCAAUUUCACAUACCUCCAAGAAUAGCUGUUUACAGCCACCGAAAGGAGUCAUUUUUAAGUAUCAAAGCUAUUCCGAUCAGGAUGUUCGCAUGGAAAGUUUCAAUAAAUGGAGUUUUGGAAAAAAGCAAAAUCCCAAAGCUUUGUCAGUGAGUGGAUAUUUCUAUACUGGAGAGGGUGAUAUUGUUCGUUGUUUCUGUUGUGACUUGGGAUUGGCUGAAUGGGACGAAUCAGAUGAUCCAUGGACAGAACACGCACGACACAGUCCGAAAUGUUGGUUUCUUCUCCAUGAGAAGGGGAAAGAUUUUAUAGAAAAGAUCCAGUCUGAAUGGCGUAAGAUAUAUAAUCCUAAACAUGCAGCAUAUGAUGACAAACUAUCUAGAAUGGCUACCUUUGAAGGAGUUUGGCGGGGUGAUAUUGAACAGACAGCAGAGGUUCUGGCUGAUUCCGGUUUCUUUUAUGAAGGCGAAGAAGACACUGUACGUUGUCAUUAUUGUGAUGGAGGACUACGUAACUGGGAACCAGGAGACAUCCCAUGGGAGGAGCAUGCGCGAUGGUUUCCAUUCUGUAAAUUUGUCAUCAAAAUGAAAGGCAGAGAAUAUAUAGACGAAAUUAAAGCUAAAUAUGAGACUGCCGCUCAAAAAGAAACACAGGAACCCAAUACUGAAACUUCAAUUCGAAACGGAGCGAUCGUCAAAUCUAUUCUUGAUAUGGGAUUUCAAAUGAAAGAUAUUAUAUACGCAGCUAAUGAGUACACAAAACAUGAAGGAAACAUUCAUUACAAUGCUGAAGACCUGUUAAGAAUUUUAAUAGAUAGACAUGAAACAGAAAAGUUAAAACAACAGUUUGGAGCAUUGUCAAUCGAUGAAAAUCAAAACAAAGAAGAUCCAGAGAAAGUCAGAGAAGUCAACAAAGAGCUGAAGAAAAACAUGAUGUGCAUUAGAUGUGAAAAAAAUACCAAGUCAAUAUUGUUUGUUGAGUGUGGACACAGAGUAACUUGUGAAACCUGUGCGAACGAUGUAGAUUUUUGUCCAUACUGCGACGUUAAAAUCAAAACCAGAUUGAAAACCUAUCUUUCAUAGCAUUAAAUAAUAAUUAGUUAUAAUCUUAGGUUUAAUAAAUUUAUAUCAAUUGUUAGAACAAAAUUCAGUCAGAGUUUGUAUACAGAUACAAAAUAAAUUCCUUAUAUAUAACUCCAUCUAAUAGUUGUUCAUCACAUCAAACAUGGUUGGAAAUUAAAAAAAGUAUCAUAU